Messenger RNA from Tribolium madens (black flour beetle), 1033 nucleotides. RefSeq lists its product as uncharacterized. The coding region runs from base 148 to 981 and encodes 277 amino acids. NCBI's taxonomy places the organism in Eukaryota, Metazoa, Arthropoda, Insecta, Coleoptera, Tenebrionidae. The transcript has 3 exons. The record is from RefSeq and is a predicted model, not a curated record.
CAUCGUCGACAGGCAGCUGUUUAGUCCUCGUGAUCGCGCGCGCUCGUACGAAUCGUGAAAGUUGCACUUUUAUAUUUCAUUUUCACCGACCAUGGCGAGGAAAAGAAGGCCGUGUUCGUGUGACAUUUCGCAAAAACAAUAGAAAAAAUGUUAGUUGCAACACCCUAUAGGGAGUUCGAUGGCCCUCCGAGAGUCAUCUCCGAAGUGCGAAAGAGCUACGCCAGUAAAUGGAUUGACUUCAAACCAAAAUUGGCAGGGGACCUUCUCGUCCGAACUGGCAACGACAAGAAAUGGUGGCCCCGAAGGGCUGUUGUCAGAAACGGCCAAUUGCAAAUUUCCGCCAUCGAAGAUGCUCCAAAUGUCCGACUUCCAUUGAGACAUUUAAGUCUUCAAGCGGGAGCUUUGCCCAACAGUCUUUCAUUGUGUAAAGGCGAGGAUGUUGUUCUGACAAUUCAGACUGCCGAUGAGCGAUCCUUCGAAAUCUGGGUAAAAACCAUCGCCAUCGAGCUGAUCCGCCAAACCCCCCUCGAAGACGUGAAAUAUUUGGACAUCUUCACAUUGGCCAGCUAUUGGGGCCGCAAAACCUCCAAAGACUGCAAUUCGAACUACAUCGAACCACCCGUAGAGAACCCAUGCGCCGUUUGCGUCACCAACAUUGAGGAAAAGAACAUCGAAAAUUUGCUCAAAAAGUGUCAAAACGCAGAAAGUUACGUACCGGUCAAAGAAAAACUCAUUCUAUUCGAAUCGUUGUGUAAAUUAGGACGCAAAGUGCGCAGUACUGAAGAUGUUUCAUGUAAAGCGGCGAGCGGAACGAAACGUGCGAGAUCCAUGCACGAUUUGUCUAAUUUCAGUCCGCAAAGUGCCGUUCGCGAAAUUUGUAAAUAUUUUGAAAUCAAAAGUGAGGCUAGUGUCGAGAAGUAUGGAACGAUUGCGAGGUUUAACCGAUCCGAUUCGCAACUAACUGACAAAAAACCGUUCUAGGUUACAUAUUUCAUGUUAAUUUAUCUAAUAAAGCAUUACUUUAUAUUUUUAA